Messenger RNA from Cricetulus griseus (Chinese hamster), 1137 nucleotides. The record is from RefSeq and is a predicted model, not a curated record. Lineage: Eukaryota; Metazoa; Chordata; Mammalia; Rodentia; Cricetidae.
AUGGGCAGCUUCCUCAGGGGUGACAGGGGCGGCUUCCUGGCCCUCCUGGCCUGGCUUCAGCUUCUUCAGCCUCUGUUCAGUGGUACUUACAGACCCAGGGAGGAUUCCAGAGUGAUGCCCACAGGUCCAGAGGCCUCAGCACAGUCGGACCACGUAAAAUCCCUGAGUAUUUCAGAUCCUUCGGUAGUUCCAGUGUCUCCAGAUCCUACUGGAACUCCAGGAUCAGGGACUCCUUGGCCGACCGCAACCCAAGAUGCCUUGAAAUUCGGUGGUAGCUUUCCAGGAGGACCGUUUUUUGCAGUACUGCUUACUGAACCAUGUGGCCACAGAAUUAUGGAGUUCGCUCACGGAAGGCCGUCCGCAGUGAGGAAGUGGCCUUGGCAGGUGAGCCUGCAGAGCAGAAAAGAACACAUAUGAGGAGGCUCCCUCAUCAACCGUCAGUGGGUGCUGACUGCGGCCCACUGUAUAUAUGGCCAGGAGGAAUACGCUGUGAUGCUGGGAGACAAUGCGUUGAAUCCUAAAUCUGGAAAUGGGACUCUGAUCCCAGGAAAAGACAUCAUUUAUCCUUCCAGUUUUGACCUUCAAACCAUGCAAAGUGACAUUGCUCUUGCUCUGCUGGUCUCCCCUGUGAAUUUCUCCCCACUUAUCCAGCCUGUGUGCCUUCCUGGAAAGCCCUUCCAAGUGGAGAAUAGGACGUCGUGCUGGGUGACUGGCUGGAGCCUCCAGGAUGAAAAUGGUGAGUCAGUGUUUGCUCCAGUUCUCCUCCAGGAGGCUCAGGAAAGCAUUCUUCUCCGGAAGCGCUGUAAUCAGGUGCUCCAGACACAGCUGAAAACAACAGAAGACCUAGUGAUAAAAGGGAUGAUCUGUGGCCGCCAUGACUCGGGACAGAGUCCUUGCUGGGGAGAUUCUGGGAGCCCCCUUGUCUGUGAAUCUGACAACAGGUGGACCCAGGUGGGGAUUGUGAGCUGGGGCAUCAACUGUGGCAGCACCGCUGUUCCCUCAGUUUACACAGACAUCGUCGAAUACAAGGAAUGGGUCAAAUAUAUUUUAAGUCAGCCUUCCUGUGUGGAUUCUGUGGGACUCAUGGUCCUACACCUGCUUCUGAUGCUGCAACUGGCCAUCUUGGUAAUGCUGUGA